Nothobranchius furzeri (turquoise killifish) is the source of this 2581-nucleotide messenger RNA. It is a transcript of the gene ccnl1a, whose product is annotated as cyclin L1a. Lineage: Eukaryota; Metazoa; Chordata; Actinopteri; Cyprinodontiformes; Nothobranchiidae. Gene Ontology annotation, biological process: regulation of transcription by RNA polymerase II. The record is from RefSeq and is a predicted model, not a curated record. Gene Ontology annotation, molecular function: cyclin-dependent protein serine/threonine kinase regulator activity. Gene Ontology annotation, cellular component: nucleus.
GUCCUUUGUCACCCGGCUGUCUCCCUCCAGCCGCCGUUUUGUCGAGGCUGCGCGAGUUCUAGCUGUUAGCUGUUUUUUUGUCUGUCAAAGAUGGCCGCGGGUCCUCUAUCUGUCUCUUCUAACGCGUCCACUAACAACGAUGGUAUUCUCAUUGGGGACAAACUUUACUCUGAAGUGUGCCUAACAAUAGACAGCUCGCUGGUACCGGAGGAAAGGCUCUGUCCGACGCCAUCUAUGCUCGACGGCCUCGACGCUAACACCGAGACCGACCUCCGUAUUCUUGGUUGCGAAUUGCUCCAGUCGGCGGGUAUUCUUCUCCGGUUACCUCAGGUGGCUUUGGCGACGGGUCAGGUUCUUUUCCAUCGGUUCUUCUACUCCAAGUCCUUCGUAAAGCACAGUUUCGAGAUCGUUGCCAUGGCGUGCGUCAACUUGGCCUCAAAAAUCGAAGAAGCACCCCGACGAAUACGAGACGUCAUCAACGUUUUCCAUCACCUGAGGCAGCUCAGAAGCAAAAAGACUCCAAGUCCAUUGAUACUUGAUCAGAACUACAUUAAUACCAAAAACCAAGUCAUCAAAGCAGAACGGCGGGUCCUGAAAGAGUUGGGCUUCUGUGUUCAUGUCAAGCAUCCACACAAGAUUGUCGUUAUGUACCUCCAAGUCCUGGAAUGUGAGAAGAAUCAGGUUCUGGUCCAGACAGCCUGGAACUACAUGAACGACAGCCUGAGGACAAAUGUGUUUGUGAAAUUCCAAGCUGAAACCAUCGCUUGUGCCUGCAUUUACCUCGCUGCCCGAGCUCUGCAGAUGCCGCUACCAACCAGACCUCAUUGGUACCUGCUGUUUGGAGUCACUGAGGAUCAGAUUAAGGAGAUCUGCGUCACCACCCUUAAACUCUACACCAGAAAGAAGCCAAACUACGAUCAGCUGGAGAAGGAGGUGGAGCGGCGGAAGGUGUUUUUGGCAGAGGCCAAGCUGAAGGCCAAAGGCCUCAACCCUGAUGGGACCCCUGCCCUGUCUAAUAUGGGUGGAUUCUCUCCUGCCUCCAAGCCUUCCACCCCUAACGUGGUCAAGGUGGAGGAUAAAUCCCCAAAUCCGCAGAGCAUCAAACCCAUAAAGAAGGAACCGGAAAACCGCGGUCAGAUCAAGAGUCCACAUAACGGGUUGAGGAAGGAGGUGAAGAUCGGGAGAAACAGCAGGAGUGGAAGUGGUUCUCGUUCAAGAUCACGGUCCAGAUCCCGCUCUGCUCGCAGACACAGACGCAGCCGCUCAGGAACAUACAGCUCUCGUUCACGGUCCCGCUCUCAUAGUCGCAGUCCAUCGCCACGACGGCACCAACUGUCUCCUCUCCUUUCACACCUCAAGACCAAGGCAAGUCACCAUGGCAUCAGCAACCCCAAGAUGAGUGGGCGUCAUGGUAGCAGUGGUGGUUCGGGCCACAAGAGGAAGCGGUCACGGUCUCGCACUCCCGUCAAAUUGGACAGGGACAGAGAACGGGAACGGGAGAGAGACAGAGACCGCAGCUCCUUUGAUCUGUCUUCAAAGAAACACAAACACGAGCGAGGGAGUGGACAUCGAGACAGGAGGGAAAGGGAGAGGUCUCGGUCCUACGACCGGGACAGAGACCGGGAGCGCAGCCACAAGAGCAAACACCACAGCAGUAGUGGACAUUCGGGACAUAGCCGUCAUCGGCGCUGAGACGCAAAUGGAGACAAGCACUGGGGCUGAAGGACCGAUUCUAUUUUAUGAAGUUGGAUGUGCUCUCUGAAUCAUGGUGGCAUGCCAGAAGAUGUUGUUCGGAGAUGGUAAUGAAAUGAGGCCAAAUUAAACAGUUUGUCGUUUUAUGUUAGCAUGACUACUGUGACUCAGAACCUGUCAGGCUGCUGUUGGUUACUCGUGUCGCUGCUGCAGAAUUUGUCCUGAUUUUAUUUCAUGAUUAAACUCUUAAGUAGAGUUGUCUUCAUCUGAUUUCAUACUAACAAUCUAUCUUCAUGGUUUCCCCAUCUAUCAACCGUUUAACCAAGUGACCAAACACUCAUGCCGCUUUGGCACAGACUGAUAACUGGACUAAAUGUUUAGUUCCCACCUCCGACAACAUCUGGAUCCAGCAGGGACUCCUAGAGGGGACAUUUCUGUCUUGUCUAUGCUAAAGACAGCAGAGGUCUUCUCAGCCCCAUGCUUGUCUUUGUCCCUGUCCCGCCUAGCCUACUCGUGUCUCUGGUUUAAUCUGUAAAGUUACAAACUUAUUUACAAUGUAAAGUUUUGAUGACCACUGACAAAAUGUGAAUGCUUUGAUUUAUAAAAGCAAACUGUUCAGUGAAAUGGGUAAAUGUAAAAAUAAAUGUUCAGGAAUGAUCAGAAUGUUUGCACAUGAAGGGGCUGACAGGUGGUUAGUUAUUUUCUUUUGUUGGACAGAUAUACGUUGCUUGAACAAGUGGUGAUCUUUAUUUUACUCUGCUGUUUUCCCCCAACAGGAAAAGCAAAGCAUUUAAGUUUCUUUUAGGCUUGUACAUUUGUUACACUGGUUUUUAUUCUGCACGUGGUCAUGUCCAAUUUUUAUUCAGUAAUAAAAGAGUUCUGCCACUGA